AUGGAAGCUGCCCAAUCCACACACUUGUUUCUCUUAUUUCUUCUUACCUGGGGGCUGCUUCCAGAAGUUGCUGCAGAAGUUCAGGAAUCCCCAGAUGGCCCUAGUGCUUCCCAAGAGGCUGUGUGGCUCACAGAUGUCCCAGCUGCUGUGGAAUUCAUUGCUGCUGCUGAGGUGGCUGUCAUAGGCUUCUUCCAGGACUUAGAAAUACCAGCAGUGUCUGUAUUUCACAGCAUGAUACAGAAAUUCCAAGAUGUGUCAUUUGGAAUCACCACCAAUUCUGAGGUUCUGACCCACUACAACAUCACUAGAAAUGCCAUUUCCCUCUUUCGUCUGGUGGAUAAUGAACAACUGGAUUUAGAGGACAAGAACAUUGGAAGCAUUGAUAACACCAAAUUAAGCCGUUUCAUUGAGAUCAACAACCUCCACUUGGUGACAGAGUACAACCCUGCGACUGUGAUUGGCCUAUUCAACAGCUUGAUUCCAACUCAUCUUCUCCUGAUGAUUAACAAGGCCUCUCCAGGGUAUGAAGAAAACAUGCACAGAUACCAAAAGGCAGCUAAGCUCUUCCAGGGGAAGAAAGAAAAUCAUGAACCCGAAGAAAAGGCUCAAAAGGUGGAACUCUGA
Molecule: messenger RNA, 624 nt
Organism: Orycteropus afer afer
Lineage: Eukaryota; Metazoa; Chordata; Mammalia; Tubulidentata; Orycteropodidae
Gene: ERP27
Product: endoplasmic reticulum protein 27
Exons: 6
Coding region: 1-624 (207 amino acids)
Biological process (GO): protein folding; response to endoplasmic reticulum stress
Cellular component (GO): endoplasmic reticulum
Source: RefSeq, a predicted model, not a curated record